Molecule: messenger RNA, 2685 nt
Organism: Onychomys torridus (southern grasshopper mouse)
Lineage: Eukaryota; Metazoa; Chordata; Mammalia; Rodentia; Cricetidae
Gene: P2ry13
Product: purinergic receptor P2Y13
Biological process (GO): G protein-coupled receptor signaling pathway; negative regulation of adenylate cyclase activity
Cellular component (GO): membrane
Molecular function (GO): G protein-coupled purinergic nucleotide receptor activity
Source: RefSeq, a predicted model, not a curated record
GGUUCUAGAAAACUUGGGUAUUACAGAAGCCCACAAGUGAAAAUGAGGAAGGAAAGCCAGUAUAAGAAAGAAGAACCUUUACUUCACAAGCUACUCGUGUGUUGAGCUCAUGACUGCCACAAUACAUACAGCUGAGUAUCUUCCCAAACAAAGCUGAUGCUCGGGACAGCCAACACCACUGUGAUGCGGGGCUUCAACAAGUCUGAGUGGUGCCCCAGAGAUACCCGGAUGACACAGCUGGUCUUCCCAGCCCUCUAUACUGCGGUCUUCCUGACUGGCCUCCUGUUGAACACCUUGGCCCUCUGGGUGUUCAUUCACAUUCCCAGCAAUUCUACUUUCAUCGUCUACCUCAAAAACACUCUGGUGGCAGACUUGAUAAUGACCCUAAUGCUUCCUUUCAAAAUCCUUUCUGAUUCCCACCUUGGACCCUGGCAAAUGAGAGUUUUUGUAUGUUAUUUCUCUUCUGUGGUCUUUUAUGAGACCAUGUAUAUAGGUAUCAUAAUGCUGGGCCUCAUCGCCUUUGACAGAUUCCUCAAGAUCAUCAGACCUUUUAGGAAUGUUUUGCAAAAAAAACCGACUUUUGCAAAAUUAGUCUCAGUUUUCAUCUGGUUCCUGAUGUUCCUCAUUUCCCUGCCAAACAUGAUCUUGAACAACAAGGAGGCAACACCAUCAUCUGUGAAGAAGUGUGCAUCCUUGAAGAGUCCUCUGGGGCUGGUGUGGCAUCAAGUAGUCAGUCAUACAUGCCAGUUCAUUUUCUGGACUGUGUUUCUUCUGAUGCUUCUGUUUUAUGUGGUGAUUACCAAAAAAGUAUACAAUUCGUAUAAAAAGUUUACAAGUAAGGACAGCCAACACAAAAAGGUGGAGACGAAAGUAUUUAUUGUCAUAGCUGUAUUCUUUGUGUGCUUUGCUCCUCUACAUUUUGUCAGAGUUCCGUAUACGUACAGUCAAACCAAUAAGACGGACUGUAGACUAGAAAACCAACUGUUCAUUGCUAAAGAAACGGCUCUCUUUUUGGCUACAACUAACAUUUGUAUGGACCCAUUAAUAUACAUACUCUUAUGUAAAAAGUUCACAGAGAGAGUACCAUGUAUGAGAGGGCGAAGGAUAGCAGCAUCAAGCCAAGAGCACCACAGCAGCCAUACAGACAACAUCAUACUAACCUGACAGCGUUCUCCCACACAGUAACUCUACCACCCAUAGCGUCGCUUCUAUUUAAGGAUGGGACUUGAAAGGUCAUUUACUUGGAGACUUCAUUUAAGCAUUAUAGGAAAAGGGGGGAGCAAACAUUUUCCUACAUCUUAUUCAUCUAGAAUGUGGAAAAGAUUAUAUACAUUUUAAUUACACAGAUCUAUUUAUAAACAGAAUGAAUUAAGAUAAUGUUUAAGAAAGCAAAUGGCCACUAGAUGUCAUCUUUUGAAGAGCAUUCACAUAAUAUGGAAAAGAUUAAUGAGUAAUAGGAAUGCCUAAAAAUCCUCCCUUCUAGUGACCAUCCCACAGUCUUUCACACACAUACUUCCUAAAACAUUAUGGUCACCUUUAUAGCCUUCAGAAUGCUGAUACUUGUAGGCAUUACCAAUAAACUUGUGCAUCUAACGCCUGUGGAGGAAACCUAAGGCAGUAGCUGAAAGAGAGGCAGUUUGAGGAACCAAAGUGUUUGAUCAAAAUGAUCCCAGGAAUCCCAAAAGAUUUGUUUUCCUUACAAGUGCAAAGGGCCUCUGCUACAUCUCAGCAGUGCACCAGAAAAGGCACAUUCUACAGGCAAAGCUAGGACAUAGCCAUGUGCAGUCUGGGAGGGGGAAGGUGGUGUCACUCAGCAGAACCUUCCUGGGCAACAGAGUCUGCACCCAGCUGGAAGAUAACGACUCCCCCACUAUUUGUCUAUAUGCGUUACUGCACACUUUCUUCUACUAGUUUGCUGUAAUUCUGGACUACAUUUCCCAAAGACAGGGUUCUUAAAAAGACAAAUACGUUACAAAUUUUUGUUAUCUUCUGAAAUCCCUCCCUCCACCACACACACACACAAAAUGGACUGCAGCCAUCCCUGACAGAUAUACUAACCUUGGUGCACAUAAGCAAUGAAAGAGUUGGACUGUGGUCGGUAAUAAUCACGUGGGAAGAUUUUUCAAAGCCUGAUUCAUUUUAUUUGGGUCCAUAUCCUUUUCUGGAUCUCUUUGUGGAUUUUAAAAAAGAAAUAAAGUCUGCUUUCCUGGAAUUGCUACUGAACUUUGCUGGAGAACAUGAGGACUCUCACUCUAGCUGUGCCUACCAGAUGAAGUCUUGGCUUCUCUCCUCCGGUGGCCUUUGAAGCCACAGAGGCCAGAGGACUUCCUUACCUUUAGGGAAUCAUCUGCUAACAGCACUUCCACUCUCGACCUUUACACUCUGCUUAAUAUGCCAUGAUUCUGUCCUCACUCCACUGUGCAUAGAACCUUCCCUCUGACUCACCUUAUAAGUUCCAUCUAUAGGCAAAACCCAGAGUUGCUAUCACUACUCCAUGUAAUCUCAUGUGCUCAACCUCCCACUACUACCUCAGGCCCAAUCACUUCCUUUCCCAUGAGGCAUCAUUCCUCAACUCACACACUGCUUUGUGAUAAUCUCUUUAAACAUGCAUCUAUUGCUUAAAUAGACUAUGCAUAUUUUAUAGACAUAGGAAGUUUCAUUGUUCAAUUAAUAAAUGUUUGCUAA